CCUCAUUUCCAACAACAGCAGCAAAAGUCUAUUGUUUUUCAAAUAAAUACCUAUAAAUAUAUAAAUAAAUAAAUAAAGAAAGAAAGACAUGUCCGCUACAGUUAUUGACGGAAAGGCUAUUGCACUAUCUGUGCGUACUCAGGUGAAGGAAGAAAUUUCACAGACCAAAAAGAACUUUCCUCAGUUUGCUCCUCAUCUUGCUAUUGUCCAAGUUGGUCAACGCGAGGAUUCUUCUAUCUAUGUGAAGAUGAAAGAUAAGGCAGCCCAAGAGUGUGGUAUCACUGUAAGCACAGACAAGUUACCUGAAUCCAUUACCGAGGUCGCUCUCUUGCAAAGAGUAAAGGAAUUGAACGAUGAUUACAGAGUCCACGGCAUCCUCGUCCAGAUGCCAUUACCUUCUCACAUUGAUGAAACCAAGGUUAUCGAAGCAAUUGACUACCAAAAGGAUGUAGAUGGUUUCCACGCUCUUAAUAUCGGUUACAUGACCAAGCGUGCUGGUAGCCCUCUCUUCAAACCUUGUACACCCAUGGGAAUCAUUGAGCUUCUCAAAUCUACUGGUACCAACUUGGAAGGAAAGCACGCCGUUGUCAUCGGUCGUAGUGACAUUGUGGGUGCACCUGUUGCUACUCUGUUGACCGGAGAAAACGCAACUGUUACUCUUUGCCACUCCAAAACCUUUGGUCUUGAAAACAUUGUCAAGCAAGCAGAUAUCGUUGUAGCUGCUAUUGGAAAGGCCGAGCUUAUCAAGGGUUCCUGGAUCAAGCCUGGAGCUAUUGUCAUUGAUGUUGGUACAAACGCAGUCCCAGACUCUACCAAAAAGUCUGGGAUUCGUUGGGUUGGUGACGUGGAAUACAGCCAAGCAAAACUCGUCGCCAAAGCAAUAACCCCCGUUCCUGGAGGCGUCGGACCCAUGACAGUCGCUAUGUUGAUGAAAAACACUUUUAUCAGUGCCAAGCGCUGGCUCCACCUGAGCUGCAAGCGCGACAUCGUCCCUCUGCCUCUCGAACUCUUGACUCCUGUCCCAAAGGAUAUCGAGAUUGCCAGAGCACAGACUCCCAAACACAUGUCUCUCUUGUGCAGUGAGAUUGGUCUCGGUCCUAGCGAGUAUGAGCUCUAUGGUCCCAGCAAAGCCAAGAUCAGUCUUGAUGUUUUAAAGCGUCUUGAGCAUCGUAAGGACGGUCGCUAUGUUGUUGUCACUGGAAUUACCCCUACUCCUCUUGGUGAGGGCAAGUCCACCACCACUAUCGGUCUUGUGCAGGCCUUGGGUGCCCACCUGAACAAGGCUGCCUUUGCAUGUGUUCGCCAGCCCUCUCAGGGCCCUACCUUUGGUAUCAAGGGUGGUGCUGCUGGUGGCGGAUACUCCCAGGUUAUUCCUAUGGACGAGUUCAACCUCCACCUGACUGGCGACCUUCACGCCGUCACUGCUGCCAACAACCUCUUGGCGGCUGCGAUCGAUGCCCGCAUCUUCCACGAGAACACCCAGUCCGACAAGGCGCUGCUGAACCGCCUCUGCCCCGUCCAGAAGGGCGUGCGUGUGUUUGCGCCCGUGAUGAACAAGCGUCUCCAGAAGCUGGGUAUCACCAAGACCAACCCUGCCGACCUGACCGAAGAAGAAGUCAAGCGCUUUGCACGCCUCGACAUUGACCCUGCCACGAUCACCUGGCAGCGUGUGAUGGACACCAACGACCGGUUCUUGCGUCAGAUCGAGAUCGGCCAGGCUGCGACCGAAAAGAACAUGGUCCGCCAGACCGGAUUCGACAUCACGGUCGCCAGUGAAGUCAUGGCCGUCCUGGCCUUGGCCACCGACCUCAAGGACAUGCGCCAGCGACUCGGCAACAUGGUCGUGGCCAGUUCUCGUGGCGGCGACCCCGUCACUGCAGACGACAUCGGCAUCGGCGGAGCCCUGACCGUGCUGAUGAAGGAUGCCAUCAAGCCAAACCUGAUGCAGACCUUGGAGGGAACUCCGGUCCUGGUCCACGCCGGUCCAUUCGCAAACAUUGCCCACGGAAACUCGUCCAUCUUGGCCGACAAGAUUGCGCUCAAGCUGGCCGGAACCGAGCAGGGCGCGAGCAGCUCGGGCAUGGAGCCUGGCUAUGUCGUGACCGAGGCUGGAUUUGGUGCCGACAUGGGCAUGGAGAAAUUCUUUGAUAUCAAGUGCCGUGUGUCUGGCCUGGUUCCGGAUGCCGUUGUCAUCGUUGCCACCGUCCGUGCCUUGAAGAUGCACGGCGGUGCUCCGGAUGUAGUCGCCGGCCGUCCUCUGCCCGAAGCCUACACCCAGGAGAACCUGACCUUUUUACAAAAGGGAUGUGCCAACCUGGCCAAGCAUAUCCAGAACGCAAAGAAGUUUGGAAUAGCUGUCAUUGUAGCCGUCAACCGAUUCUCAUCUGAUACCGAUGCUGAAAUGGAAUUGGUUCGCAAGGAAUCAAUGGAAGCCGGUGCUGACGACGCAGUUGCCUGUGACCACUGGGCUCGUGGUGGACUUGGUGCAGUUGAUCUGGGCAAGGCUGUGGUGUCGGCCUGCGAGAAGGAGAAAUCGUUUAGAUUCCUUUAUGACCUUGAUUUGCCAAUCGAGGCCAAGAUCGAGUCGAUCUGCAAAAACAUCUAUGGAGCAGACGGAAUUGAGUUGAGCGAUCUUGCGAAGGAAAAGAUCAAGACCUACACCAAGCAAGGCUUUAGCAAGUUGCCGAUCUGCAUGGCCAAGACCCAGUACAGCUUCAGCCACGACGCCGCCCUCAAGGGUGUCCCCACCGGAUUUGUGGUCCCCAUCCGUGACAUCCGUGCUUCGGUUGGUGCCGGGUUCCUGUACCCCUUGGUCGGAUCGAUGCAGACCAUGCCUGGACUCCCAACCCGCCCUUGUUUCUUUGAUGUCGAUCUUGAUGAGAGUGGAAAUGUCGUUGGACUUUUCUAAAUAUAUAAAUAAAUAAUUUAAUUUGAACAAGUUCAGAGCAUCAUUAAACUACUAUCACCUACUAUAUAUAUAUAUGUAUGUAUGUAUUACUUGUUUUAAAUCUUUCUUCUUCUUCUUUAUAGAGGUCAAUAAUAAAAGACAAGCAAAGCAGACAAGACAAAAAGAUUAUAUUUUUUAAAAUAAAAAAAUAAAAAUAAAGACAGUUUUUUUUUAUUGCC
Messenger RNA from Phycomyces blakesleeanus NRRL 1555(-), 3126 nucleotides. RefSeq lists its product as hypothetical. The record is from RefSeq and is a predicted model, not a curated record. NCBI's taxonomy places the organism in Eukaryota, Fungi, Mucoromycota, Mucoromycetes, Mucorales, Phycomycetaceae. Gene Ontology annotation, biological process: tetrahydrofolate interconversion. The coding region runs from base 89 to 2908 and encodes 939 amino acids. Gene Ontology annotation, cellular component: cytosol. The transcript is spliced from 11 exons. Gene Ontology annotation, molecular function: methylenetetrahydrofolate dehydrogenase (NADP+) activity; formate-tetrahydrofolate ligase activity; methenyltetrahydrofolate cyclohydrolase activity.